Messenger RNA from Parus major (Great Tit), 8911 nucleotides. RefSeq names its product CGRP receptor component (gene CRCP). Gene Ontology annotation, cellular component: RNA polymerase III complex. Bases 275 to 952 code for a protein of 225 amino acids. NCBI's taxonomy places the organism in Eukaryota, Metazoa, Chordata, Aves, Passeriformes, Paridae. Gene Ontology annotation, biological process: transcription initiation at RNA polymerase III promoter. The record is from RefSeq and is a predicted model, not a curated record. The transcript is spliced from 9 exons. Gene Ontology annotation, molecular function: nucleotide binding.
CCCCUGAGUUCCUUAUUUCUUCUUCCUUUUCCGCUUCCGUCGCGGCCGCCAAAUCGUCCUUCAGCUCCACCGGGCCUCACCCCGCUGUUCUUCCGCCGUGUCCCGCCGGGCUGCGGCUGCCUGAGGGCGGCGGGAGGAUCUGAGGGGAGGCCGCGCUGGAGAGGACAAGAUGGAGGUAAAAGAUGCAAAUGCCGCAUUGCUGAGCAACUUUGAGUUGCAGUUCCACUGGCAAAGCCGACGUUCUGUGAAUUGAAGUGAUGCGUUGCACACAAAGAUGUUCCAUCCCUGCAGCUCUUCUGUGUACCAGUUACUUACUGAUCUCAAGCAGCAGCGUAAAGAGAGUGGCAAAACCAAGCAGAGCUCUGGGCAGCAGAAUCUGAACACAAUCAUGUAUGAGACACUGAAGUACAUUUCAAAAACACCCUGCAAGUACCAGAGUCCUGAGACUGUCAGGGAGUUCCUGGUAGCAAUGAAAGACCAUAAAUUAACCAAGGCAGAAAAGCUGCAGCUGCUGAACCACAGGCCUGUGACUGCAGUGGAAAUCCAGCUGAUGGUGGAAGAAAGCGAGGAGAGGCUGACAGAGGAGCAGAUCGAGUCCCUCCUCCAGACAGUCACCAACAUCCUGCCAGGAGAUCCAGAGGAGCAGCAGAGAGACUCAGCAAUGGCAACAGAAGACAAAGGAGAUGGACCCUCCUCAUUCUUGGAACAGAGAAAGUGGCACCGAGUGGCUCUGGGGGUGCAAGAAAGUGCCCCAGACCAGGACAGGAAUGAGCAACACACGCUGAGCUCCAAAAUGUCAUGGGUGGACAAAAGACAAGUGAGGUUUGGAGAAAUGUGCAGAACAGGCACCUUGGAUGUUCUGCAAGCAUCAUCCCAGUCCCCAUCUGGAUGCACUGGUCCCUUAUCCUGUGGGGAAAUUGGGACAGGACUCACCUUCCUGGGGUUUGGCUGAGCCCAGGCAGCUCUGGAGCCCUUCCAGCCUCACCAGCUGCAGUGUUAAAUCUCAAUCCUCUGUAUCAUCUGCUGCUUUUUUAAUACUCUUCAAAUUCAUCUGCAUUUUCCCUCUUGUGUGGUUCCUGGAUUUCCUAACACAAAGCCCUGGCUCGGGGGUGCAGCAGCCGUGAUGGGGGGAGGGAAAAGGAAGGACUGGAAACACCCACACAAAACCUGAUGGGAUCCAGCUCUUCCUCCCUGCAGGUUUUCUCCUUCAUCACCCAGAAACCCCCCCAAAAGCUGCUGCUUCCCCCUGCCCACGCUGGAUGAGCAGGCUGGGAGAUGGAAAUGGGCUAAUCCAGGCCAAUUUAAACAUUAUCCCUUUUCCUCUUCAGCAUCCUGCCUCCAGGCAUGGGCUCAGCAGGAAGUUGCCUCUUUCCCACCCCCAUGGGCUGCUCCACGUGGGACAGGACUCCCUGUCCUGUGUCACCAGCUCAGGUGAGACUUAGCAGCUGAAGCCAAGUGGAAAAGCAGCUCAAACCACUGGAAAUGGCCCUAAAUCCUCCUGCUGCUCCCCAAAGCUGCUGGAGGGUCUCCAUGGGUAACCCUGUGCUGCUGGAGUUGUCACCCUUGGAACCCAGCAGGUUUAGUGGGAUGGGAUGUGCAGGUUUUCACCCCAAACCCGUGACUGACUCUCCAAACGCUGCUUCUUCCUCUUUGGGUUUUGAGUUUUUCCCAGCCCUUUCCCCCUGCUUUUCCACUGCUCUGGAGCUGAAAUCUUCCCUCCAGUGCCAGCUGAGCUGGUUGGAGCAGGCCAGGAGCAGAGACUCCAAUGAAAACCACAAUAUUUUGGGAGCAGUGGUGAGGCAGGGAGAGUCGGAGGGAGCCUUUGGAUUGAGCAUUUUCUGCUGGGGCCUCAGCAGAGCCCAGGAGUUAAUCACUCAAAUAUGCUUAUGUGUAACUAAUCUCUGCAGGACAAUGAGCUGAGGAAUUGUUGAAUGCAACUGAAAUGGGGCAGAGUGGUUGCUAUAAAAAGGAUGUCCCGAGCCAAUGGGAGCCAGCAGGCUCCUAUAAAAGCGGGUGGGGAAGGAAAAGCAGCUGGUGGGAAGAGAUCCCCAAAAAUCCCAAAGCGUGUCCUGAGCUGCCUCUGCUUGGGCAGAGAUCCUCCUGAGCUGCUGGAAAUCAGGCUGAGCCCUUCUCCCAGCACCUCUGGGGUCAGCGGAUGCCGCGGGAAGGGCGGGAUCUGCCCGGAAUCACCUGGUGGAGCCUAAAAAGAUGAAAUCCAGCAGUGCUGUAAGUUGGGCUUGGAUUUUGGGGUCACUGGGAUGCUAUUCCAGGAGCUGGGUGGGAUCUGUGGAAGUGGAAGCCUGGGUGAGGCUGAAUUUUGGGAGCUGUGAGGGUGUUGAGCAGAGUUAUCCCACGGGAUAUCCAUGGAGCAGGUGCUGCUGCCGGGGCCUUGCAGCAGGAAUCGGGAGAUGGGGAAAGGGAUGGGAGUGGAUUUUAGUGGAUUUAGGGAUUAGCUCAGCUGGGCUGACCCCAAUGACCAUUUCAGGGCCUGUCCUGCACACUCAUCCCUUGGCUCCCAGCCUUCCCACCAGCCGGUUCUGGUUUUAUCCCUGAUGUUGUUUGGAGCCUCACGGGUUCCUUGCUCCGGGUGCUGUUGGUGACCUCAGCACUGGCCAAGCUGGCAGGAGAAAAUUCCUCCUGGAGCUUUCUGCCAGCCUUCAAAUCCCCCAAAGAGGUGUUAAGUGCAGCUAUUUCUAGUGCCAGGGCACAGAUAUUUAUUCCUGUGGUGAUGCCACUGCCAAUCCUUCAAAAGGCUGGAAAUCCCAACAUAUCCAGGCGUCACGUUCUUCCUGCUGCUCUUUUUUUCUCCAGGCUUUUAGUUUAAUAAUAUUUUAUCUGUCUCUUUUUAUGACUUUUCUGCCUUUUGUCCCAUUUGAAGCCACAAAGAGAUAAUUUACACCAACUUCCCCCAUGAAAUCAGCCUUCAGCCCCUUGUUUGUCCUUGCAAAUCAGCAAAUGGGUGUGAGGAGUUUUGGAUGGGAUCAUCCCUGCCCCAGCCAGCUGCUCUCCCAUCCAGAAAACGAAGAGCACAGCCUGUUUCCUGUUAAAUCUUGCUGCUUGCAUUGGUUUACAUUGUUUGUCUGAUGUUUUACAGCUUCCAAGCUGAUGUUGCAUUAAAGCUGGCUGGAGCUGAGGCAAGAAAUCAGAUGCAGGCACUGGCAGGGUUCCCCAAAUGCAUUCAUGAGGGUUGAUCCCACAGUCACAUUUUCUCAAUCCCUGCAGGAAUCAUGUCCUGGCCAAGGCUCCAAAAGGUGCUUUUGGGACAGUUUGGGAGUUUUAAUUGCAGGGCAGGUGGUGGAGGGGUGGUGCCUGCUCCUCCUCUAGCCAGGUUUGGUGGCUCUGGGGUGGCUCUUGAGUUUCUCUUGACCCCUGAGCUUUGUUUUCAGUUUCUCUUCCUUGCUGUCCUGUUGAGGAGGGGAGUGAGGGAGACUAGGUGGGCACCAACAUAGGCUUGGGCAGAAUUUUUUAUUAUCUUUAUAUAAAUAAAAAUAUAUUUAUAUAUUUAUAUUUUAUUUAUUUAUGUGUGUGUUCGUAGACUAGGAUAGACAAUUAUAGAAUAGAUGGAGUUUAAAGGAGUCCCUAGGGAUCAUCGAGUCCAAUUCCCUGCUCUUCACCCCUACCUGAAGUUAACCAUGUGAGUAGGAGAAUCCAGAUGCCCCUUGAACUCUGAUCAGCUCCCUUUCCAACCUCUUCCAGAGCAUUUUAUGUGGAUAUUAUGGAUAUAAAAAGGUGUUUUAAGCAGAGCAGGAUGGGUCUCUCAUGCCCUUUCACAGGACAGGGCUGAUGUGGGGUGGCAGAUCCAGAUCCUCCGUGGUUUGGUGCUGUUGUCCUUGCUGGAUGCAUUCCCAAAAAACCUCAAAACACUAAAUCCAGCUGCUUUCCAUCCAUCCCAGGUUAGCCAGAGGCUUCCUGAAGGGCAAGGCAAGGAUUUCUGCCUAAAGGAGCAAAAGGUUUUUGGAAUCCAAAGCUCUAAUCUGGGGGCAGAAGCUUCUUGCUGGCUACAGGAGUGCAGAAAGUUUUUUCUGUGGCUUUAGGAGCACCAGCAGGUGCUGCCUGGGGAGUUCUGCCCAUUGUGGGUCAAUUCUGGCAGGGAAAGUCUGGCUUUAAUAAGAAAACAAGAAAUAGAAUAUUCCCAUAAGGACUAAAUGCAAGAGAAUGGGCAGAAUUUAUUAAUAGGGGAUACACCAAACAAAUCCAGCAGGAUCCCAUGGGAAUGGGUCUGAGGUUGUUAACUAUAAAUAUGUUUGUUUGGGGAUAUUUGGGAAUGAUGGAGAGUUUUAAAACCAGGAUGGGCUGAGAAAUUCCUGAUUUUGCCAUUUCUGUGUCUUUUCUCUCCUCUGGAAAAUUCCUGUAUUGAUGGCUGCACUCUUUUUUGAUUUAAAAGAGUUAUUUCAGGUGGGUAAAUUCAUUAUUUGCCUCUGCUGGGGGAAUUUGAGGGUUCUUGAGGGGAAAAAAUGGAAUUUCUUUCUUUGCAUAAAAGGGAAGAGCUUCAACAGAUUAUUUUUUUCAAUGCAUUUCAUCCUUCUCUGUGCUGCUUUUUUAAUUUGACAUCUGUUUUUCAGUUGAGGGGGAUGUUUUCCAGUGGUUGGGGAUGGAGAGGAAGGAGGUCUAGAUUUGUAUUUUGUCUUCAAUGAAUUUAUAUGAAUUAUUUAGGAUUAUUUUAUUUAUUUUUUUUGAGAGUGAAGAUUUCAGAUUGGGAUUCUCCCCUUGAAUCUCCCCAUUCCCAGACUGAGGUGCUUCCUGAAUUUUCAGCAGCACCUCAGGAGAAACAUUAAAUACUGGGGUCACAUUCUAAAAAGCCACUGAAAAAAUAAAUGAGCAUUGGAAUCUGAACAAGAAGAGAGAGCUCUGGAAAAGGCAGAACUCUCCAGAUUUUCUCUCAGAUUUUGGCCCAGGGGCUUCACCCCUUUCACUCAAGACCUGAAGAUGCCAACUUUGGAAUUACAAAAAUGUGUCCAAAGCAAGGUUUUUUAAGCAAUAUCCUGGGCUGAGCUGUUCACCCACUGCAAACAGGGAAAAUCCUGCCAGGAUGGGGUUUUGGAUCCACCAAAUGGCCCCAAAGGCAAUGGGAUUUUAUUUGUUGUUUUUUUAGGGAAUCACAUCAGUCUCCUUAUCUGCUCCCAAACUCCCAACUCGGUGGCUGAACGGAGACUUUGUGACAAGUCCAUGGCAGUCCCUGUGGAGGGAGAAUUGGGGGUUAAUUCAGUUCCUUGUAGAUGGCAAAUCAAGCUCAGGCCUGCAGGAGGCAGGGAAUGGUGCAAAUACCUCUGGAACCAGGAGCCACACUGGGGAUGGGAUUGAAAUUCUGCCUUGUCUCCUCUUUAACUGUGGAAAUUUCAACUCCCCUCCUAAGAACCUCACAGAACAGGGCUGCACCAUCCCAUCAUUAAUGAUCUUCCUUCAGAGUUUUGAUGCUGUGUCUUUGGCAGUGAGGUUUUUAAUUUUAUUAUUUAGAUGCUGGGGUUUGUGAGCUGCUGUCAUUUCCUUGUGCCAUUUUCAGCGUGGACGAGAUCAUUCCUGGAUGACCUCUUUAUUAAUGAGCUGAUGGAUAUUUAUCUCAUUAGGAGGCCAGUGUGCUAAAGCUUUACAAACUCAGGCCUUAAUCUUGCCAACCACCGGGAAUUUUCAGCCAUUUAAACCUCACAGGAUAAGAAAUAAGAAAUCCCUCUUCUCUUAAUAAGGGUCAACUGAGAGCAUCACACAUCACCCAAAGCCUUCAGUGGUGACUUUAUAAAAACUCCAGCUUAGGCAGUCUCUGUGAUACUGAUUUGGGGGUUUUUUAGGGUUUUUUUUUCAGGAAAGCCUAAAGAAGGGGAAGGAAUUAGGCAAUGGGUUAUUCUGGGAUGUCCCCGUGCCGGAGAUGAUCUCUCCUCCCGCACGUCCUCGUGCCACAUCAGCAGCUGUCUGUGAGCCAAGGACACGGGGAGAUGCCUAUGGCUGGAAAAACAGCUCCUUCUGUAUUUAUUGGACUUUCUACCAGCUGGAAAAUCCCAAAGAUCUGCACCUCCCAGGGCUCCUGCAGCUGGGGAAAAUAAUCUUCCCGUGAAAUAAAUCCGUGUGAUGCCUGAAAUGCCUGGCCCGUGAUGAGGGCGGCAUGGAGAUGUUCCUACCCCCAUAAUUAUUUCUCCAGACACGUGGCAAGGUCAGUUCAUGGCUGUCCCAUCUAGAAACCAGCAGGGAUCAGGCAGAGGUGGAUAAUAUGGAGCUAUUUGUCAGAAAAUGCUGCUUUUUUGGGUUGGAGCAAAAAUCACCUUGGUCCUCUCUGAGCCACGAGUGGGUGAAGGUCAGGUUGUAAAAAUAAAGUCCUUAUUCUCCUGACUUGGAUAGCCUGAAAUGGUGCUUGCAGCAGGAAAAUCCUGCUUGGGGAUGGAGCAGGAGCCAGGGAUCCCUGCCAGGGAAUCCAGGGAAAAGCUGGAGGUUGAGAUGCUGUCAGGUUUGCACGAGGGUGAUGCUGUGCCUGCAGUUUGGGAGGAUCCCUGUGCUGGCAGCUGAGGGAUUUUGGUGGCAAUCACUGGGAAUGGCAUUUCUGCUCCCACAGGGAUUCCCAUGGCUUGGUUUGGGUGGCUUUGGACCAAGGGCAAGACUCUGCACGGGCAGACUCUGCACAGGCACUGCCAUCGCUACACGAGAGCCAGAAAAAUCUCAGUAGCAGGGAAAGGCAAUAAAAAUGAGUGUUCCUGUGGGAACAGCUGAGCCAGACAUGAACAUCCUUCCAAGCCAAUGUCCUGGCUGAGUGUGUGGCUGACAGGUUUGCUCUGCUCCCAAAAUCAUCUGUGUGAGGCUCAAGGCGGGAUCUGGGUGCAGGAACACCUGACUCUCCUGGGGUGCAGCAAAAUGUCAUCAGCUUCUUGUCUUGUGGGGCCUGUUUUCCCUGAAGUCAAAGGCUUGUGGACACAGUCCUUGGAUUUUCUCCUCCUCUGGGAAUUUUAAGUCUUUGCUGAAUGUCCAGGUUGGGUUUUUUUGGCUCAGCCUGCCCUUGCAGACUGUGCUGGGGUCCAUCUGUGGUGCUGGGUGCCAGCUGCCCCCAUCCUGCAGCCAGGAGUGGCUUCUCCCCAUUCCCUAUCCUGCCUCAGGGCUCUGGGACCACCCUCAGCCCAGGGGCAUCUCAGAGCUGGGAUGUGGAGAAAGAUCCUGCCCUGGGAUCCAUGGGGGGUUUGAGGGCUGUGCUGAUGGAAUAAUUGGCAUUUUCCUUUGGCAGGAAGGUACCAAUCCCAUCAUUUUUCCCAUGGGUUUGUUCCUAUCCAUAAAUGCCCAGAUAACAGCACAUCCCUGCAUAUCCUUGGCUCAGCACAUCCCUGACACAGAGCCAAGGAAUCCCUUAGGGCUGCAGGCAGAGGGAAGGAUGCCCAGCACAGGGCACUCAGAGCUUGAGAUUUUGGAAUUUUACCCAAAAGCCAAAUGAAUUUCCACAGGACAAGCUGAAAUCCAGCCUUGCUGCUGUGUGUGCUUUAUCAUAUCCUCCAAAUUUCUCCCUUCAAUUCCUUCUGUAAAGGCUCCAAACUUCUACAAGGAGGUAACAGAGAUUUUUUUCCCCAGCUUUUUCAAACUCCCUUUAGUGACUUCAGAUAUGAAAACCACAAGCACUGAACUUCCUCCAGCUGCUUCUCCAUGAAGGAGAGAUCAGAGAUCCUCCUCAUGUGAGACAGAAAAUGGGAUUGUGCCAUUGCUGCCUGAGGUAUUUGAGGAAAAAUAAUCGUAUUUAAUAGUUCUGGCAAGAACAAGCCAGCAAGCAGGGGCUGCUGGAAUGAGCUGGACAGAGCCAGGGGGAAAUUCUUUGCAUUCUUGAGAUUGGGAGGUGGAAUUAAGGUAAAAUGCACCUGGAUUAGGGCCAGGCUAUCUGGAGUAGAAAGCUUUUAAAUAUCACACUGGACUUGAAUUCAGGAUUACUUUUGGAGUAGAGCUGAUUGCAGGAAAAGCUUUGGAUUGGGAGUCCAGGGGAGGGGAAAAAAGCCUCAUUUUGGCCUGUGAAUGUGCCAGACUCCAGCUGCAAGAGGUCAGGGCAGCAGUGCUGGGGCCUUUGCUGGCUCAGCAGCUCGGGUGAUGUGGCAGCAGAGAUGCUGCUCCCCAGGAGGGCCCUGGGGUGGUGCCUGGCAGCAAAACCUGUCCCUGCUGCAGGGGCUGGGACAGUCUGAGCUGGCUGAGGCUGUGCAGGGUGUGCCUGGCUCCUGCACUGCCCUGCACCAGGCAGUGAUGUCCAGCUGGGCUCUGCCAUGUGGGGAAAAGUCUGGUUGAUGCUGUGGCUCACAUCUGGAAAUGAGAUGGAGAAAAAAGCAUAAUUUAAGCUCCUAAAUAGCACCAGAACUGAGGGAUGCUCCUUCUUCCUCUGCCCUCCAGCAAUCCCAGACACAGCUGGAAUUGAGAGCAUGGGAGCAACCAUAAACCAUGACAUUGAUGAGGGAAAAUGGGGAAAAACAGCCAUCAGCACACACUUCUGCUCCUCCCAGAGCCCAGCAAACCCCAGAGUGUGACCCUGCAGGACCAUCCUGCUCCUCCUGGGCUCAUCCUUCAUCCCUGCAGAGCCCCAUCCAGGGGAACCAUUCCCAGCUUCCCAAAACACAGCAGGCACAGGCUGAUGUGAAUGUCCCGAUUCCCUCUGCCCUCCUCGGGGUGUUUAUCUGCACCAGCCAUCACUUGGUGCAGUAUUUCUGCAGCAUUUGCUGGGAUAUUUGAUCUGUAACUGCUGGCUGAGCAUUGAUUAAAGCAGAGCCCAGCGUGGGGCACCCUCUGCAUCCCGGAUUUCCAUCUGCUCCAUCCGGCAGCGCUCUUUUCCCCCUUUUCCCUCGGAGAACAGCGUUUCCUCCACCCCCGAGGCACAGUUCGAUUGGAAGGCUUUAAAAGGGACAAUCUGUGUGAGUCACAGUGAAAGCCAUAAAAGAAAAACCAAUAAAGCCAUCUGAAAAGUGCUGUUUAA